UACUGAACCUUCAUAUGAUGAUGACACGUUCGUGCACUGAGAUGAUAUGGAUAUAGAGCUUUACAAUGUUUGCCGAGACUUUCGCCGGUUCACGUGGGCCCUUGACAAAGGGCCUGACUGCCGACAUUUUUUCUCAAAGGAAAGUGGCUUUUGAUGCGACGACAUGGCAAAUUUUGCUUUUCCUUCUCUUGCUUUUCCUGGCUCACGAGCUCUAUGCUUGGGGCAAGAAGCCUCUUCUUGCUGACAACCAGAAGGCCAACACCUUUCCAUUUCAGUGCGCGUUGUUGUUUUUUUUGGUUUUAUUGGUAUGUGAAUCAAUCCCUCGUGCUGCCGGUCACCUUGGACUUUGCUGCAAGCAUGGGCCAAAGUGCCACAAUGUCUGGCUUCUUCGUCAGCAGUCCGUUGGCAACCUCCAUUGCAGGGUUGCAAGUGGGCAAGAUGAUCAUUGGGGAGAACGCCUGGGACCAGGCAAGUGCCAGAAGACUAAUCAUUUGGGCACCAUUGGUGUCCGUCAUGCUGACGGCAAUCGAGGCUGCUGUCUCAAACUCGGUAGUCCACUUUGAUUUGCCAGCAAAACGAGCAAGCUUUUGGGUGAUUCUUGCUUUGUCCAACCUAGCAGCAUUUAUUGUGGCACUUCCCUACGUGCCCUUGAUGGUGAUGUGGGCCAAGUUUACUCCGAAGCGCGAAAUGACUUUUUGGAUGAUCAUGGCCCAGUGUAGCAGGCAAAGUGGCUUUCUGGUUGGUCCUGCUGUAUUCGCGCUUCUGAGUCAGUUGGUAGGACGCGGGAAGCCAAUCGCCCCGGCUUCUGCGCUGGCUUGGGUACUGGUUGCCCAGGUUAUCAUUGGAUAUUGCUCUGUCAUGCUGCAUUCGAUGGCGUUGCCCGCCCAGCUGCCUGACGACGUGGAGCGUAUGGAGGAAGACAGCUCCCCUGGAUCGCUGGAUGGGGUAGAAGAUUCUGUGGACAGUUUGGACAUCCUGGAGCGUGAGCAGGUGGUGGCAAGUAUGAUUUGGUAUUCUUUCGAGCGGUCGUUUGUCACCGCUGCGAUUGAAGUGAGCACCAUCAUGCUCUUGGAGGUAUCUUAUGGUUGGCCUUCGGAGCGAUGUGGUCUUGUAUUUACGGUGGUUUCCUCCACCAGUUUACUCUUGACCUGGCUGUCCAGCAUGGUGAUGUCCCGGAAUUCCGUGCCAGAGUCGACCGUCUUCAUGGUGUGCAAGUUGACCUCGUUGGUGGGUGUGAUCUUCCUUUUUGAUUUUGGCAUAGGCCCAGCCGGGCUAUUGCUUGCAGACUCGCUGGUUUACGGUUGUGCCAGUGUGUCCAACGGCAUUGCACAGGGCUGGGGCAGCAAGGCGGCUGUACCAAACACCACCUUUAGUAUUGAAGUUUACCGAACUUACGUCAUGUCCUUGGAGUGUGCUGCACACUUUCUUGCCCCUGUGGUGGCACGAAGCAUCUUGGAUUUUGGUGGCCAGAACAUCUAUGCCUUGGUGCAAUUGUGUAUGACAGCUUUGAGCACCGCAACGGUGUACAAGGCUGUGAAAAUGGUGUGGGCGCUUCAAGGUCUCUCUGAUCCCAAAAAUGGGAAAGAAGUGUAAGACGCAUAGCGUCCAAUAGAGUGCAGAAUCACAUGGAAAGCCGCUUUGGUAUUGCCUUUUUGGUGAAUAGAACGUGAGUCGUUUUGGCUGAAGGGAGCCCGGAGACGCUGCAAAACUGAGCCCGGAGGCGCGUUUUUGGUCGAAC
This is a messenger RNA of Durusdinium trenchii, 1738 nucleotides long. The record is from the annotation of a GenBank genome assembly. Lineage: Eukaryota; Dinophyceae; Suessiales; Symbiodiniaceae.